Messenger RNA from Brassica rapa (field mustard), 1023 nucleotides. RefSeq lists its product as uncharacterized. The record is from RefSeq and is a predicted model, not a curated record. Lineage: Eukaryota; Viridiplantae; Streptophyta; Magnoliopsida; Brassicales; Brassicaceae.
GCCAUUGGGUUGCGUGUGGCUGAGUCUCUGUAACGUAUAAGAGAGAAGCAAGCAAACCAUUGGUGAAUGAUUCUAUAAAAGAAUCAAGAAACCAAAAGCGUGAAGCGAAUCUCCGUCGUUGAUCUUUUCUCUUUCUCCGAUUGAUUCUCUCUGCAUUGGAGGAGAUGGCGAGUAUAUGCUGCGGAGGAGGAGGAGGAAGCGCGAGUGCCGUUCGUUGCGAUCGGCGAACGGUUACACCUCGAGCUUCGUGUGUGGCGGUUCCGGUGACUAAUCGACGGAAUCGGACCGAGAGCGGGAAAGUCUCGAUGACGAUGGCGGAUUUUGCACCGGUGAAGCCCAAGCGGAAACGCGGCGGAUCCGUCGUGUCGCGGGAGAAGCUUGACGAGUGGCUGAGAGAUUCGGUUGUUGAGAUCGUGAGGAAUCUGAGAGAAUCGUCGUUGAUGGUGAACUUAUACGCGGAAGGGAACGGAGGUUUGACGACGACGGCGACGGCGACGAAUCCGGCGGCGGAGGAUUGGGAGGCGAUGGAAGGGAGGUGGGGGAGGGGAGAAGAGAGGACGCCGGAGGGAGUGGUGUUGGUGGAGAAGUUAGCUGACGGUGAAGUGGCGGAGAGAGAUGAUUACGAUGGAGGCGCGUGUGGGGAAGGUGCAACGAGCGCGUGGGGGAUAGUCGCGCAGGGAAGGGGGGCGGAUAGUGGACCGGUUUGUUACUUGUUGAAAACGACCCGGGUCGGGUCGGGUGUGGGGACGGUUUGUACACAUUUUAGUUUGGUGAAGGUGAAGAGUUUUAGGGAGACGGCUGUGUCGCAGUUGAAUAACUCGUGGUUGGUGCAGACUGGUCAAUGAAAUAAGUGUGUGUGAUGGUGAUUUUAUUAUGGUGGUCAAAGGCCAUUGUGAUCUGUAAAUUAUUUAAUUCUCUUUGGGUUUGAAUUAUGAAACCCUUAUUCGAUUGGUAUAAAUGUUAACUUCUAAAGGUUAUAGAGUAUGGUGGCUUGGUCAAGAACAAUUUAAUACUCCUUUAGUA